UACACUUAACUAACAAACACAAGUUAAGCAAAAUUUAGAUUGCAACGAAGAAAUGGCUCAAGUGGCUUUUUUAGACAACCUGCUGAGAGAAUACCUGGUUUUCCGCGGAUUCUCUAGCACUCUGAAGGCCCUCGACUUGGAGCAGCGCACGGAGAAGGACCAGCACUUCAGGGCGGAACGGAUUCUGGAGCAGUUUAACAACGCCAUACAAUCCUACGACUUGCAGGCCCUUCGUAGUCUAUGGCUUCACCUGGAUAACAAUCUGUUUUCCAAGCUGGAGCACACAUACGCCGUUGCUGUGAAGAAGCUAGAAAACAGUCUCCUGAAGUACUACCUGGUGACGGCCUACAGCAAUAACCGAGCAGACAAGGUGUCGGAGUUCUUCAACAAGAUGGCAGGCGAGCUGCAGCAGCAGAGCGAGUGGAAGGAUUGGUUCUACUUUCCCUUCUGCCGAAAUGCGGAGGAGUCGCCCACCUUCGCUCUGUUCUUCACGAAGCAAUGGCAGGAUACUUUACUUCUCUCCCUGCGCAACUUUCUGACCACUGUCUACCAGUGCCUGCCGCAGCCCACGUUUGUUCGAGCGGAGCAGGAAGCAGCCCUUAUGCAGCGGCUCAGCGACGACAACACCGGCCUGCGCACCCGCCUCCUUCAAAUGCAGCAGGAGCUGCACCAAUUGACCCAACAGCAGCAGCAGGUGGGAACAGCAGCAACCGGCGGUGGUUCGCUCGGUGGUGAUGGCUCUUCACGCCGACGCAGCGUGUAUCGUCCCCAGCAGAGCCUUAGUGACAUUUUGCCCUUCGAUAUCAGUCCACCAGGUCACAUCGUAGACGAUUUCUGCAUCAUAGCCUCCGAGGCGAAUAGUGUGAGCCAGGCCAGCGAUGCUCAGGCUCGUGGACUCAAGCUGCUUAUUCGAAAUAUAGGAUCUGGAAGCUCGCCCGUAUUGUCACGCAAGGAUCAGGCUGCUAGUUCCCUGGGCGACAAGUCCACCAAACGGAGGUCUGGUAGUGUUGGACGUAGCUGGAUCUAAGUAUAAUUUUCAGUUUCGCAGGGGUAACCCGAAAGCGAAUAUGGAUUGUGAAUAUUAUUUUCAUUACAUUCUGGACUUUAUUGGCUUUGAAUUUGUUCGAAACCAAAAGGCUGAAAUAUGUAAAUUACCAAAUAGGUAUGGAACAUCAUUGUAUGUCAAGGAAUUUUUUAGCCCAAAAAGCAAUAUACCCAACAUUCCUUCAUAAUAAAUGGUCAAAUAGCUUGUAAAUCAAA
Molecule: messenger RNA, 1260 nt
Organism: Drosophila serrata
Lineage: Eukaryota; Metazoa; Arthropoda; Insecta; Diptera; Drosophilidae
Product: WD repeat-containing protein 91
Biological process (GO): early endosome to late endosome transport; negative regulation of phosphatidylinositol 3-kinase/protein kinase B signal transduction
Cellular component (GO): early endosome membrane; late endosome membrane
Molecular function (GO): phosphatidylinositol 3-kinase inhibitor activity
Source: RefSeq, a predicted model, not a curated record